Molecule: messenger RNA, 2904 nt
Organism: Canis lupus familiaris (dog)
Lineage: Eukaryota; Metazoa; Chordata; Mammalia; Carnivora; Canidae
Gene: BCO2
Product: beta-carotene oxygenase 2
Biological process (GO): carotene catabolic process; retinal metabolic process
Cellular component (GO): mitochondrion
Molecular function (GO): beta-carotene 15,15'-dioxygenase activity; carotenoid dioxygenase activity
Source: RefSeq, a predicted model, not a curated record
AGGACAGCCCAGGAAGUGAGUGUGAGGUUUUGGAAAUCACAGGAUCUGCUGCUACUAAAUUCAGUACCAGAAUGUUUUCUCAGACCUUUCUCCAUUUUGUCAGCAACCUUUCUACCAUUGCAGUGGGGUUCCUUUCUGUGGUAGUACACUGGAUCCCAGUUUUGAAGAAAUACAUGGAAGGUACUCAUCAGAAGAAGGCAGUCUUCCAUAAGCGUGAAAGGCUCCCGUGUAUUGCACCACUACUAACCACGGUGGAGGAGAUGCCACAGAUGGUUUCUGCCCAAGUCCGAGGACAGUUUCCUGAGUGGCUCAGUGGCUAUCUACUUCGAAUUGGGCCUGGGAAAUUCGAGUUUGGGAAGGAUGAGUACAGUCACUGGUUUGAUGGAAUGGCUUUGCUUCACCAGUUCAGGAUGGAGAAGGGCACAGUGACCUAUAGAAGCAAGUUCCUACAGAGUGAUACCUAUAAGGCCAAUAGUGCCCAUGAUCGAAUUGUGAUCUCAGAAUUUGGCACACUGGCUCUCCCUGAUCCAUGCAAGAAUGUUUUUGAACGUUUCAUGUCAAAAUUUGAGCUGCCUGCAAUAACUGACAAUACCAACGUCAACUACGUGCAGUACAAAGGUGACUACUAUGUUAGUACUGAGACCAACUUUAUGAAUAAAGUGGACAUUAAAACUCUGGAAAAAACAGAAAAGGUAGACUGGAGCAAAUUUAUUGCUGUGAAUGGAGCAACUGCACAUCCUCAUUAUGACCCAGAUGGAACAGCAUACAACAUGGGGAACUCCUAUGGGCCACAUGGUUCUUGCUAUAAUGUUAUUCAGAUUCCUCCAGAGAAGGUGGAUCUUGGGGAGACAGUCCACGGAGCCCAGGUGAUAUGUUCUAUUGCCUCUGCAGAGAGGAUGAAACCUUCUUACUAUCAUAGCUUUGGAAUGACAAGGAACUAUAUAAUCUUCAUUGAACAGCCUCUAAAGAUGAAUUUGUGGAAAAUUGUCACUUCUAGAAUUCGGGGAAAGGCCUUUUCAGAUGGAAUAAGCUGGGAACCCCAGUAUAAUACGCGAUUUCAUGUAGUGGAUAAGCACACUGGACAGCUUCUUCCAGGAAUGUACUACACUAAACCUUUUGUUACUUUUCAUCAAAUCAAUGCCUUUGAGGACCAGGGCUGUGUUGUAAUUGAUUUGUGCUGUCAAGAUGAUGGAAGAAGCCUGGAAGUUUACCAGCUACAGAAUCUCAGGAAAGCUGGAGAAGGGCUUGAUCAGGUCUAUAAUUCAGUGGGAAGAUCUUUCCCUCGAAGGUUUGUUUUGCCCUUACAUGUCAGUUUGAAUGACCCCGAGGGAGAGAACCUCAGCCCAUUGUCCUAUUCUUCAGCUAGUGCUGUGAAACACGCUGAUGGAAAGAUUUGGUGUGCUUAUGAAAAUCUACAUCCUGAGGAUCUUGAGGAGGAAGGAGGUGUUGAAUUUCCCCAGAUCAACUAUGGCCAAUUCAGUGGCAAAAAGUAUCGCUUCUUCUACGGCUGUGGCUUUCGGCAUUUGGUGGGGGAUUCUCUGAUCAAGGUUGAUGUGGUGAACAAGACACUGACGAUUUGGAGAGAAGAUGGCUUUUACCCCUCGGAACCUGUGUUUGUCCCAGCACCAGGAACCAGAGAAGAAGAUGGUGGGGUUAUUCUCUCAGUGGUGAUCACCCCGGACCAGAAUGAAAACAAUUUUCUCCUAGUCUUGGAUGCCAAGAACUUUGAAGAACUGGGCCUGGCAGAAGUGCCCGUGCGAAUGCCUUAUGGGUUCCAUGGCACCUUUGUAGCCACCUGAUAGGACACCUGGAAAUGCCUGGAAACUAGCUCUGAGAUGAACAUAUUCUGUACAAAAGAGAGAACAAAAAGAAUACCUUCCCUUCCAAACCACAGACAUCUGGUUUUAAAAUUUCUAUUAAAAACAGUUCUUGAGAUAGUCAUGGUUUUAUAAUUUCUUAGGGCUCAUCCUUAAAAACAUGAAGCAAGUGUUGAUACAUCCUUUUGAAGAGAGCUUUAAAUUUAUAUUUACUAGCUAGAUCUUCCUCUAGGUCAUAAGAAUACACGAAAGAAAAAAUAGAGCUGUGUUAUUACCACCACCAGGUCGGGAGGUGACAGAGGUCCUCACACUUGGGAAAAAAAAUACAAAUAAUUAUAGAUAGUAAGAUAUGAAUAUAGCUCUAAAAAGCACUUUGUUUCUUCCAUCACAGCCUGCCUAUUAGCACAGCUUCAAAGGGGCCCAGGGAGGACAGGAAGCCAGUUAUGUCAUGCUUAGAAGCUUUCUUCCACACUGUUUCUCCGCUGUCCACAGAGGGCACAGCAGUUGAACCGCCAGCUGCCACCUUCUACCCCAGCUCAGCCUUGGGAGGGUUGUUUUGAGGGAUGUCACUAAAAUUUCUUCUCAUCUCCAGGUAUAUGGUUCUCCAGAAAUUGAAGAGGAGUUGGUAGUUCUUCAUUCAAUUGGGCAACAGGUGGCACUAGAGGCCAUAUAAUCUCUACAUUCCUAAACCCCCCCCCACCAGUUUUUAACAACCGCCCAAAUCUGCCAUAUGUCUGUCAUGUAAGCCACACUUUUGCCAAUACCUUCAAGAUCCCUUGUUCCUUUUUCCUUCAGUUAUACUUCCUCCAUCCACUUCAGUCCAGUUUCAGGCCCGUUACACUGUCCUCCCUCCCUCUGCAUGUUGCAUGUUGCUGGGGAAGCCUCCUAGAGUUGUAGUUCUAGGCAACUGUGAAUUCGCAGUUAGAUACAUGCACAACCCUGGACCAGCAUCGCCAGUUUGUUCCCAGUUAUCCUCAGGAGUUGUUGCAGACAUCAUAAACCCUGUUCUUUUCAGUGAAGUGUUCCCACAGGUACACAAAUGCUGUGUGUAAGAGUUUAUAUUGUGGCAAUAAAGUGAAAGUUCUAA